GCGCUGAGGCGGGGCUGGGCGGGCCCGGGCGGGCCCGUGUGGCGGCAGGCGCUGGGUGAAGGGGUUCAUGUUUUUCCUCAAAUCGUUUUUAAGGAGUAGUUCUCCUGAGGCCUUGCGGUUGGUGGUGAGGUUGCCUGCUACUCGCCGUUUUUGUGCUGACAGAGCAGCUGGGUUUCUGGGCGUGCUCUCACUGGAAAACUUGAAAUAAGCUUGGUCUCAAAGCCUAUAAAAAGGCAGUGAUGGGAGGUGUCCAAGUAGAUUUACUUGUUGCUUCACAUGUAAGAAUAAAUUUGAGGCUUGUUUUCAGCUGAAGCUGUGUUUGUCUUGCCCUUCAGUACCAGCUUGCUUCAACAUGCAGCUUAGGAAUAAUGUUUCCAACAUGUCUGUGCAGUCGCUGCUUUGUGAAAGAAUUGCUGUUGCCAAAGAAUUGAUCAAGAGAGCGGAAGCCCUUUCCAAGUCCCAGAAAAGGAGAAUAGAAGGUGGGGCAAAACUGUGUGGCAAACUGAAGGCUGAGCUAAACUUCUUACACAAGGUAGAGGCAGGGAAGGUGGCUGUUAAAGAAUCCCAUCUGCAGAGUACGAACCUUACCCAUCUCCAAGCCAUUAUUCAGUCAGCGGAGAACCUGGAGGAUGUUGUCAGUGUCCUCCACGUCUUUGCUUAUGAGGACAGGUUUGGAGACAAACAGACGCUGGUGGUAGAUGUUGUUGCCAAUGGAGGUCACACAUGGGUGAAGGCCAUUGGUCGGAAGGCUGAGGCCCUGCAUAACAUCUGGCUGGGGAGAGGCCAGUAUGGUGACAAAAGUGUUAUUGAGCAGGCAGAGGACUUCCUGCAAGCAAGCCGUCAGCAGCCAGUGGAGUACAGCAAUCCCCACAUAAUCUUUGCAUUCUACAACGGCGUGUCCAGUCCUGUGGCAGAGAGACUCACCGAGAUGGGAAUAUCUGUACGGGGAGACAUCGUUGCUGUGAACUUACUGGCAGAGCCAUCUACUGAAAACCAGCACCUUAAUGCCAGUGAAUCAGAUGAAGAAGGCCCCGAACUCCUGCAGGUGACCAGAGUAGACCGGGAGAAUUUAGUGGCCAGCAUUGCUUUUCCCACGCAGAUUAAAGUAAAUGUGUGCAAUAGAGUUAACUUGGACAUCACUACCUUAAUAACUUAUGUCUCUGCUCUGAGCUAUGGUGGCUGCUACUUCAUCUUCAAAGAAAAAGUGCUAACAGAGCAAGCAGCUCAAGAAAGGAGGGAGAGGGUCCUGCCUCAGCUGGAGGAGUUCAUGGAGGGGAAGGAACUCUUUGCCUGCGAAUCUGCUGUCAGAGAUUUUCAGUCCAUCUUGGAAACGCUGGGAGGACCUGGGGAGAAAGAACGAGCUGCGUUGCUUGUUAAAAGAAUUAAUGUGGUGCCAGAUCAGCCAUCUGACCGUGCCUUAGGACUAGUGGCUAGUUCUAAAAUCAAUAGCCGUUCUCUUACCAUUUUUGGGACAGGAGACACCUUAAAAGCCAUCACCAUGACAGCAAAUAGUGGUUUUGUGAGGGCAGCAGCUAACCAGGGGGUCAAGUUCAGUGUUUUUGUCCAUCAGCCACGAGCAUUGACAGAAAGCAAAGAACCUCUUGCCACACCUUUACCAAAGAGCUGCCCACCUGAUGAUGGACUAUAAGUCGUUAAAUGAGUUAAUCAAUGAAAUAGUGCAGGUGCUGCUGCAGUGGAGGCAUGUGGAAAAACUGAAGAGUCAUAAUGAUACAUUUUUGGGGGUGUAUCAGUGGAAACAGCAGCUGUGGCAGUAGAAGCUUCCCCAAGGGAUUGGCAAUAUCUACUCAAUUCUUGCUUUUUUUUGUUGAGCUGAUCAUUAAUUUAUUCAUUAAGGUAAUAAGAUUUCAGUGAAAAAUUUUAACUGGCUUACAGUGUAUUGAUUGUAUCCAUCCAUUAAAAAGUUCAGUUAAUGCACA
Columba livia (rock pigeon) is the source of this 1937-nucleotide messenger RNA. It is a transcript of the gene C2H7orf25, whose product is annotated as chromosome 2 C7orf25 homolog. The transcript is spliced from 2 exons. The coding region runs from base 353 to 1648 and encodes 431 amino acids. Lineage: Eukaryota; Metazoa; Chordata; Aves; Columbiformes; Columbidae. The record is from RefSeq and is a predicted model, not a curated record.